Messenger RNA from Adineta steineri, 2190 nucleotides. The record is from the annotation of a GenBank genome assembly. NCBI's taxonomy places the organism in Eukaryota, Metazoa, Rotifera, Eurotatoria, Adinetida, Adinetidae.
AUGGUAGAUAAUAAAAAACGAGUGUUUUGGCAUUUCACAUUCAAAGACAUAUUAACUAUUUUAUGUUCAGCAGCUAUACCCAUAGCUCUUGCUAUUUAUACUGCAAUUGGAUCUGAACAACAAAAACAACAAGAUGAGAAAAAACAAAAUUUUAAUUUGGAACAAUCAAGAGAAUUAAGACAACAAACACUUUAUGAUGAAUUUAUAAAUAAUAUUUUUAAAUUGGAUAAUUAUGGUUAUCUGAAGGAGAAAAAAAAUCCAUGGGCAUUUGCCAAUGCAUAUUAUCGUGCUGCUGAUCGUCAAUGGGAUACAAUACGUAAAGCAGAUGUUAUACAAUUUCUAAAAGAGAAACAAUUAAUUGGCAGAAAUAAUUGUACUAAUGGAUGUAAGACAACAAAUUUAGUUGAUAUAAUCCGUUUGAAUGAGUUAAAUUUGGAUAAUAUACGUCUAGCAAGUCAAACUGGUGUAUUAAAUAAGUUGAAUUUACAAUGCAUUUCUUUUGAUCAAGUAUCAAUGUCAAAUGCAAUAUUUUCAUUUGCAAGUUUAAAUGGCGCAUCAUUUGAUGGAGGACGAUUAGAUAAGGUGAAAUUUGAUAGUUCAUCUUUACUUUGUGCUAGUUUUAAUGGUGUAAAUCUGUCGGAAGCAGAUUUUGGAAACUCUAAUCUGACAGGUGCGCAGUUUUCAAACAGUGACAUGUCAGGAGCUAAACUAACGGAAGAUCAAAUAAAACAGGCAUCUUUUCAUAAUGUAACUAUGCCAAACGGAAAGAAGAGUAAAGCUACACCCUCAACGACAAUAAAAGAACCUAUAACCCAAACAACAACAAUAAUAAAGACGAAAAAGGCGAAGACAGCAUCACCAUCAUCAACAACAACAACAACAACAACAACAACAACAACUUCAUCAUCAACAUCAUCAACAACAACCACUGGACUAUGCAUACAGGUCACGUACCCGUAUGAUGCUCAUAGUUACUGGGCACUGGAAAAUAAUGUUGCUGAUAGCAUAUCAAAUCUUAGUGGCACAGCUGUCAAUGCACCUAUUUAUACGAAUAGUGGCGUCAACGGUGGAUACAAUUUGAGACUUAUCAGUAGUAGUAAUCAAUACAUCACAAUACCAACCUAUCAAAGUUUUGUUUCUACCAGUUUUACAGUAGAAAUGUGGAUCUAUCCUACUUCAUUAAACAGUGGUACUUCUUAUGGAUUGUUCAGUCAAUAUGAAUCAUUGACUCAAGAUCACAAUUUAUACCUUAUAUUAUCUGGUGAAAAUUUGAAGAUGGGUUUUUGGGAUGAUGAUGUCACAAGUGAAACUGCAUUGUUGAUAAAUACUUGCUAUCACGUAGCGUUUGUUUAUGAUAAUUCAUCUCAGACACAAAUCAUUUAUUUAAACGGAGUUCAAGAUACUAAUCGUAGCUCAGCUGGACCAUAUUUAGGCGCAAGUGGUGCUAUUCAUAUUGGAAACUAUUAUGAUGGUAGCAAUCACACAUUCGACGGUGCUAUUGAUGAAGUUACACUUUACAUGAACGCUAGAAGCGCAAGUGAUAUUCUUUCGGACGCUACUUUAAGUACAUGGCAUUCAUUUGAUUGUGGAAUAUCUUAUGAUUCAGGUCCAAAUAGAAUCAAAGGAACAGCCUAUAAUGUUAUAUUAGCAUCUGGUAGAGUUGGUCAAGGAUUAAGCUAUACUUCGUCGUCAUCUUAUUAUCAGUUGUAUGGAUUUCCUCUUCUUGGAACUUCAAAUCAUCCAUACUCGAUAUCUCUAUGGAUUCAACGAACAUCAACAGGUGCAGGAACUGUUGUUUAUGUUUCGUCACAAACAGGUGGGGGAGGAUGGUGUAUUGAUUUCAUGGGAUUUUCUUCGAGUGGACAAAUAAUAGGUGCCAGUUACGACGGUGUCAUUAGAGAUGUAGUAGGUCCUAUUCUGUCGACCAACGUUUGGGUACAUGUCGCUACUACUUUUUCGACUACAAAUGGUGUACGAUUGUAUGUCAAUGGAAGUUUAAUUGGAUCUACAGGUGCAAUCAUAUAUGCAGCUUCAGGAACAUUAAACACGGUGACAUUAGGUAAUCCACUGAGAACUGGAUGCGUUAAGAAGUCAAUUGCGCCGGGCACUUUUUAUGGCUAUUUAGAUGAAUUUCGACUUUAUUCACGAGAAUUGACUGCUGCAGAUGUUACUGCGCUUGCUAAUCCUUGA